GAUCCAUUCCUUCGUCCUAUUCGUCCUAGCUUGUCAUCCUUUCCCUCUCUACCUCCCCAUCAGCUGGAGUCACCAUGGCGACGCCUUCAUCGUCGUCUGGCGAUCCACUGGCUCUCCCCACGCUCACUCACCUCCUCGUACUCGGCACCUCGUCCUCUGCUGCAGACUUGUCCACCUCUGAAUCACAGCUAUCCUCCUACGAAGCUCACUUUCACGCUCAUCCACAGCCUCAGACGCGCCCAUGGACAGCUUAUGCUGAGAUCGCAAUGCAGUCAGGAGAUCAACAGGGUCUCCUCGCGAGCCUACUGCCUUCUACGCAUCAGACGGAUGCUGCUAUGACAGCCAUUCGCACCCUCGCAAUCAUCAGACUGAAGCAUGCAAUCGAAAAGUAUUGGAGAGCAGCCAGAGUCAUCAGGAGUACGAACAAGGCAGGAGCAGCUACCUCUACUCCAGUCAAGAUCAGCGACGAGGACAAGAAAGCUCUGCAGUCUUUGCUGCUCCAGCGUGUUCUGUACGAGGAGAACCGAGCAAUUGCCUUGCAGGCUACCAUCUGUAUCUCGCGCAUUGCUCGAACCGACUUCCCCAAUCAAUGGCCAGACUUGCUCGACAAUUCUUUGCAGGCGCUCAACACUGCUGCUACGAGUGUUAUUGGAGGGACGGUGACGGGUAGAGAGCUUGAAGUCAACGCCUUGAUCAUGCUUAGGAGCGCAGAGGUCGUCAAGAGGUCUGUCAAGGAGCUGAAUGCUGUCAAGAUGCUGGCAGGAAAGAUGAGAAUGGCAGAGCUUGCAAAGGUACUGCUCCCCUCGCUACUCUCAUUUUUCCCUUCCCUCUUCUCAGCAACCUUUCCUACGUCGACUUCGCCCGAUGCCAUCUACGCCUCGGCGACAUCGAAGCCAUCUACAAUCAUAGCAUCUCAGAUUCGCGUAUGCCAUCUGCUCUUCAAGAUGAUGAGCUCCCUGGCCAUCGCAGACGUCGGUACUCUCUCCAGCCGGACCACGAACGGUGGACAGAAUGAGUCAAAUUUGUCUUACGACUGGUUCAAGUCCACGGGAGGCUAUUUGGACCACGUCUUCUCCGUACGCUCUUCCCUUCUCGACGUUUUGGGCUCUUCUUCCCUCGACUCUUCGCUCAAGCGACCCCUCCAUACCUUGGCUCAGAAUAUGACCAAACAUCUGUCCGCUUUUGGCAAGCUGUACCUAGGCUUGCUAGACAAAGACAAGUCUCGUGUGACGUCUUGGGCAGGGUGGUCAGACAUCAUUGCAUGGUAUUGGACGAAGACGGGACAGGCGCCGGCCAGCGCAAAGGAGAAGUCUCGAGAUAUAGGGGAAGAGGCUCUCAUGCCCUUCCCUCCUACGCUAGUCAUCCACACACUUCUGCUCCUCCGACGCUCCCUCGAGGCAUGGCACUUUGGCAAGAAUGCUCCUGCUCCGUUUGACAGCGACGACUUCGCAGUCUCUACUGCGCAGAUCGUCGUCGACUACUUCUUGCCCUUUGAGCCCUCAGCCCUCGAGAGAUGGGAAUCAGAUCCAGAGCAAUGGACCGUGGAGGAAGAGCAAGCUCAGACAGACUACACCAGCGAGGUACGACCCUGUGCAGAAAUGCUGCUGAUGGUGCUUGCAAAAGAGUCCAAGGGCAGGAGGGUCGGCAGGGCCGUAUGGCAUCAAUUCCUCCAGAGCUCCAAUCUCGAUGUUCAAGACUUGACGCAGGUCGUUCGAAGAGACGCAGUGUACACUGCUUUGGGAAGGCUGCGAGACUACCUGCCAGCUACAGAGCAGGAGGGAGAGGACGAAGAUUCGGAACGCCACAAGGAUGAUCGCAUCGACAUCAGUAAGGCCUUCGUCGAUAGACUCUUGCCCGAAGCGGCCCAAAUGCCUCCUGCUGUCUCACCUUCUUGGGUUCUGAUUCGACGACGAGUCUCUUGGCUGCUUUACGAGUACUCCGAGAAACUCAGCCCAUCCUCUCGAGACGGAGUCUACAGGCUUCUGACACUCUUGCUGGAUCCCGAAUCUCACUUGGGCGGAGACAUUGCGGUCCGUCUCUCGGCUGCUCGGACCCUUGGGGCUCUUGUAGAUGACAUUGCAUUCGAUGCAGAGGUCUUCCAGCCCUACUUGGAGUCUGCUAUACGCUCGCUGGCAGAGUUGGCUACGAAUGAUGAACUGGCUUUGAUGGACUCCAUUGCUCUCUCCACGAGGUCACUCUCGAUCCUCAUCGAGAGGUCGGGACCUCGCGUGGCACCCCUGGUCCCAACCCUCGUCGAACUGGCUCCAGCUCUGUGGGCCAAAGAGGCCAACGACGAAUGCAAGACGCGACCGGCUGUCCUAUCCUUUGUCAAGUCGCUCUUGCGAGCUACAGAAUCUACCUCAGCUAGCGACCCAGCUCUGUCUGCCAAGCUCCAGUCACUGGUCGCACCCUUGGUGACUGGAUGUCUGCAACCAGGCUUGGCUCCACUCUUGGCACCUGAUGCCCUCCUCCUCUGGCAUCGCGCUGUACGAUGUGCUGCAGCCAUGCAGGGAGACCUCUUCAAUCUGCUGGCUGUCGCGCUGGACGUCGAAGGCAGGCCAGGGACGUUGGGCCCACUUACUGAAUUGCCAGACUAUGCUCCGGACAUGUGUCGUGUGGUAGAGGAGUAUGCUCUCUGGCACGAACCCACUGGCGGCGCUGGAAGCGGAGGCAUUGCUCGAGAGGUAGUACGAGUGUACGGCCAGGCACUCUUCACCUCCUUCUCCAAGGUACUCAAAGAAGACCCUAUGGUGCUCUUCCCCGUACAGACUAUAGACGUCAUCAUUCAAGGUGUGCUUGCAGGCGAUCGUAUGGAGGCUACGGGCAGUAUGCAGUCACAGGGUGGGUCGGGCCUUGAGGGUCCGACCAGGACCUACAACGGGAUGAAUCUCCUCGCACAGACGAUGAGUCAGACUGGACUCUUUGAGGCCGUCGUCAGGGGAGCCAUCCUCCUCAAGGAAUCGACAUCUCCUUGCAGCUACUACAUCUCCCUCCUGUCUCGUCUGGCAAUCUCCUUCCCACCAGGUACAUUCGUACCACUGCUGCGAUCGACCCUUGCAGCCAUCCGUGCCUCUCCACAGGCAACCUCCGACCCCGACAGCGCCAUCGACUCGAGCCUCCUCUCGGCCUUGCCCUCGACCCUCUUGAACCUCUUCUCUGCAAAGUUCGAAGUCACUGCCUCCGCUCGCAGGAGGAAGCUCAUCGCUCUCGGGAUGUGUGCCAUCCUAGCCGGCUCUGAGCCCACGUCUGACGCAGAGGAGCGAGCCUUGGACCGAGAAGCCUACGGGAAGAUCCAGGAGUGGGUAGGCACCUGGCUCGACGCUCUUGCCGACAUCAGGGAGAAGGAAGGUGGGCCCACCCCACAGAUCCUGUCCAGUGGUGGAGGAUCUCCCUCCCUCGGUGCGUCCCUCCUAGAGGAUGACAUUGGAGAUGAUGACGAGGGUGGCUGGUUGGAAGACGUCAGUCCUGGAUCGGCUAGGGGACGGGCCAUCAGCGAGGGCGAUCUGGCGCUGGAGAUGAAGCUCAAGAGGACCGUAAAGAGCGCACUGGAGAUUGCGUCCGCCGCCGCGCCACAGGUCAUGCAGCAGGUCUGGGGAGGUAUGGACCCGAUGGUCCUCGAUCUGCUAAACAAGGAGCUCGAGUGAGAGGGGAGGGGGGGGGGGGAGAG
This is a messenger RNA of Microstroma glucosiphilum, 3667 nucleotides long. RefSeq lists its product as hypothetical. The record is from RefSeq and is a predicted model, not a curated record. Gene Ontology annotation, cellular component: cytosol; nuclear envelope. The coding region runs from base 75 to 3644 and encodes 1189 amino acids. Lineage: Eukaryota; Fungi; Basidiomycota; Exobasidiomycetes; Microstromatales; Microstromataceae. Gene Ontology annotation, biological process: protein import into nucleus. The transcript has 3 exons. Gene Ontology annotation, molecular function: small GTPase binding.